Messenger RNA from Solanum dulcamara, 899 nucleotides. RefSeq lists its product as uncharacterized. NCBI's taxonomy places the organism in Eukaryota, Viridiplantae, Streptophyta, Magnoliopsida, Solanales, Solanaceae. The record is from RefSeq and is a predicted model, not a curated record. The transcript has 4 exons. The coding region runs from base 132 to 644 and encodes 170 amino acids.
UGGGUCCAUUUUCCAUUUCCAUCAUAACCAAAGCAAAAAAAGCAAAAGAAAAACGGUGGAGAAAGAAGAAAGGUAAAGUGAAGAAUUGAAGAAGAAGAAGGGUUUUUUUUUCUUUGAAGAAGAUUGAAGAAAUGCCUAAUCAAAAACAAGGAAGUGAACAGCUACAAACACUGAUGCAAUCUGGGCAAAUUUCUGGGUCUUUUAGUUUUAAUGGAACCUUAACUAAAGAAGAUGAAGAGAUGUCCAGGUCUGCUCUUUCUACUUUCAAAGCUAAGGAAGAUGAAAUUGAGAAAAGGAAAAUGGAAGUCAGAGAGAGAGUUCAAGCUCAACUGGGUCGGGUCGAAGAAGAAACCCGACGUUUAGCUAUUAUUCGUGAGGAACUAGAAGCAUUAGCUGAUCCAAUGAAGAAAGAUGUUCAAACAGUUAGGAAGAGGAUCGAUGCUGUCAACAAAGAGUUAAAACCCCUGGGACAGACCUGCCAGAAGAAGGAAAAAGAGUACAAAGAAGCUCUUGAGGCCUUCAAUGAAAAACACAAGGAAAAAGUCCAGCUAAUAACAAGAUUGAUGGAGCUGGUGGGUGAAAGCGAGAAACUGCGGUUGAAGAAGUUGGAGGAGCUGAGCAAGAGCAUUGAAACAAUACAGUGAAUAACCAGUAAAAUCUCCCCUGACUAAUUAGGCUUGUGUGAUGUAUUUAAGAAAGUUCUUUUACUCUAUUUAUAUAUGUGUGUGAUGUUUGAUUGUAUUUCUUUUUCUUUUUCCGCUCUGUUGUCUGAUCAUUUUAGCUUUUGAGGGAUGAUCAGUGUCUAAUUUUAGGUCUUUUAAGGGAAAGACAGACCCUCUAAUACAGGUUUGUAACUAAAACAAGUCUCAGAACAGUGGAUUCUUUUACUUUUGUCCUCA